This is a messenger RNA of Saprolegnia diclina VS20, 2262 nucleotides long. RefSeq lists its product as hypothetical. Gene Ontology annotation, cellular component: RZZ complex. Gene Ontology annotation, biological process: mitotic spindle assembly checkpoint signaling; endoplasmic reticulum to Golgi vesicle-mediated transport. NCBI's taxonomy places the organism in Eukaryota, Oomycota, Saprolegniomycetes, Saprolegniales, Saprolegniaceae. The transcript has 10 exons. The record is from RefSeq and is a predicted model, not a curated record. The coding region runs from base 29 to 2224 and encodes 731 amino acids.
CUCGGGCAAUAUAUCUCUCGGCGGCAGGAUGAGCGUGACGACGGACGAGCUCGCGCGGAAGCUGAGCGAGCUCCAUGAGGAGGUCGCGAGCGUCAAGGCGCAGAUCUUCGAGGCGAUCCGGACCUUCUACGCUGGCGCGCAGACGACGUCCUCGAGCAUGUCCCUCGACGAGGCCAUCGAGUUUGCCGGGAGCUGGUCGCGCAAGGUCGACCUCCGUAGCAACCUGGCAGACCUCCCGGCGAGUGAGAUCCAGCUGCGCAUGGCGCGUCUCGAGACGGUCUUGUCCGAGACAGUUGCGCAGUUGCAGCACGACGAUGACGCGUCGAGUCGCGGGACGUUGCACCAGUCUGUUCUCGCGCACGAGCGGCUGAGCGUCCAGAUCCAGCAGUCGCAGAGCACGCUCUCGCUACUGCAGCUUCUCUCCGACUUGGACACGGGUCUGCAGAGCUUCGACCUGGCGAUGGACGUGCCCGACCUCACACGCGCCGCGACCGACCUCGCGGCCAUUCAGACGUGUCUGACCAAGGUCGACUCGCAGCACCCCAAGGCGUCCAUGGAGUACCGUAUCGUGCAGAUCAUGCAGAUGCAGUACGAGGCGCGCCUGAACCAGCUGCAGUGCUACCUCGCCGACUCGCUCUCAGGCCUCUGGAAGAUUUCGCCGCGUUCGAUGAGCAUCACGCCGACGUCGAUGCCCGUGUACGCGACCUUGCAGCGCACGGGCCGCUUAGUGACACACCUCGAGCAGCUCGCGGCCGACCUGUACGAGCACAUUUUUGCGCCGCUCGUUGCGGACGCGUCGCUCGUCCCGACCGUGCGCCAAACGAUCGUCACGUUGACGCCCAAGACGGCAGCCUCGACGGGCAUUCCCCGCGUCCAGCACCUCUGUGCCCACGUUACGACGCUGCUCAAGUUUCUUGCGCCGUUUCUUCCGCCGCUCGACGAAGGCGAGAGCGUCCUCACGAAGCUCAUGGCCGUUCUGUGGUCGUCGGCGCUCGAAGCAGCGUUUGUAUCGCUGCUGCAGUCGACGCUGCCGUCGGACGCGGCCCAGUUGCGGGACUUUAAGCAGCAUUUGACGCCUGUGAUGCACAGCUUUGAAGCCUCGCUCGUGGCCCUCCGACUUGCCCUUCCGUCGUCGCUCGUCUCGUUUGGCCAGCACUUGGACGUGCAAUUUGCCGAGCACAAGCGCGCCACGCUGCUGCAGGAAGCCCGUCAACGCAUGCAGCACGACUACCUCAACUCGGUGCUCGUGCCGAGCUACCCGGCCGUUCUUGUCCCGACCAACCACAAGAAGAAGGUCCAAGUGUCACCCGUGGCGGCGGCGGACGACGACGACGACCGAUCGACGCCGAUGCGCGUCUCGGUCUGCGCGCAGUGGCUUCUCGCGCAGGUCGUCCAGCUCUUGGCCGAGACGAGCGAGUGCGAUCCAAACGUGGCGGCGCCGCUUUUGUUUCAAACCGCUCGGGAUCUCUUCAGUCUCUUCUCGGCGCUCAUGCCAACGCUGUACAAGGAAGAGCUGCGCUUCGACCCGCGCCUCGUCUUGCUGCUGCACAACGACGCCAUGUACUUUACUCGGCACAUGCUCACGCUUUGCGACAAGUCGCGAUUGCCGGCGCCGCUGCACGACAGCGCGACGAUGAUCGACUUGAUCCCAGACUUGCGCGAUCUCGGCGAGACCAAGCUCGUGGCCUUUGGGAAAGCUCAAGCGACGCAGCUGCAGGACGCGCUGCGCACUGCGUUCGUGCCGUAUGCGACGCUGGACGACGACAACGCGUUCAACCAGCUCGAGACCGCGAUCAAGUCGGUGGUCUUCAAGCUCGAACGCAUCGUGCACGCAUGGAAAGGUGGGUUGGCGCCUGACGAUGUCUACUGCCGCGUGGUGGCCAACCUUCUCGAGCCGCUCCUGCACACUGUGCUGGACGCGCUGGUGACGCCGCGCACCAUCGUCGUCUUGCCGCCCAAAGCCGUGCACCAACUGCACUACCUCUUUUCGCUUCUCCUCCACUGCGAUAGCUAUUUCCCAUCAACGGCGCUCGAGUUCAAGUACGUGCGGUCGGCCAAAGCCUUUCACACGAUCACGACGCUCCUGGAAGAAAAUAGCGUCUCUGGCAUCAUCGAGCAGUGGAACGCAGGUGCGCUUGCCGACUUGACGCGGCCCCACGUCGUUGCGCUCCUCCAGAGCUUGAGCGGCGACGCCAAAGACCGCGUCUCGACCCUUGCGCCGUGAUGAAAAUGGCAAAACAAGACUCGUCUUUGUCACAUACA